This is a messenger RNA of Podarcis raffonei (Aeolian wall lizard), 2496 nucleotides long. It is a transcript of the gene METTL14, whose product is annotated as methyltransferase 14, N6-adenosine-methyltransferase subunit. Gene Ontology annotation, cellular component: nucleus; RNA N6-methyladenosine methyltransferase complex. The transcript has 11 exons. The record is from RefSeq and is a predicted model, not a curated record. The coding region runs from base 35 to 1450 and encodes 471 amino acids. Gene Ontology annotation, molecular function: mRNA binding. Lineage: Eukaryota; Metazoa; Chordata; Lepidosauria; Squamata; Lacertidae.
ACAGUUCUUUCGCCCGCGAAUCCGUCGGACGAGGAUGAACAGCCGCCUGCAGGAGAUCAGAGAGCGGCAAAAACUGCGCCGGCAGCUCCUCGCUCAGCAGCUUGGGGCUGAAAGUGCUGAUAGCAUUGGUGCAGUAUUGAAUAGCAAGGAUGAGCAGAGGGAAAUCGCUGAAACGAGGGAAGCAUGCAGGUUUGUACUAAAAGAGACUGUUUUCUUCCACAUUUGCAGGGCCGCUUAUGAUACAUCUGCACCAAAUGCCAAACGCAGAUAUCCAGAUGAGGGAGAAGCUGAUGAAGAAGAAAUAGAAGAAUAUAAGGUUAAAGAUGAAGUAGAAUUGCAACAAGAUGAAGAGAACCUGCCUUAUGAAGAGGAAAUUUACAAAGAUUCCAGUACUUUUCUUAAGGGGACCCAGAGCUUAAAUCCUCAUAACGAUUAUUGCCAACACUUUGUGGAUACUGGACAUAGGCCUCAGAACUUCAUCAGAGAUGUGGGCUUAGCAGACAGGUUUGAAGAAUAUCCAAAGCUUCGAGAGCUUAUCAGACUGAAGGAUGAGCUAAUAUCUAAAUCGAACACUCCCCCUAUGUAUUUACAAGCUGACUUGGAGGCUUUUGAUAUGCGUGAACUCAAGUUCAAGUUUGAUGUGAUUCUUUUGGAGCCGCCAUUGGAAGAAUACUAUAGGGAGACUGGCAUUACAGCUAAUGAGAAGUGCUGGAAUUGGGAUGAAAUUAUGAAGCUAGAUAUAGAGGAGCUAGCUUCCCCGCGUUCUUUUGUCUUUCUUUGGUGUGGUUCUGGGGAGGGCCUUGAUCUUGGCAGAAUGUGUUUGCGUAAAUGGGGCUAUAGAAGAUGUGAAGACAUCUGUUGGAUUAAAACCAACAAAAACAAUCCUGGAAAGACCAAGACUCUGGACCCUAAGGCUGUCUUUCAAAGAACAAAGGAACACUGCCUUAUGGGCAUUAAAGGAACAGUCCGUCGUAGUACGGAUGGAGACUUUAUCCAUGCUAAUGUCGACAUAGAUUUAAUUAUCACAGAAGAGCCUGAAAUUGGCAAUAUAGAGAAACCAGUGGAAAUAUUUCACAUCAUUGAACAUUUUUGCCUUGGAAGACGACGGCUUCACCUCUUUGGCCGGGAUAGCACAAUCCGACCAGGCUGGCUAACCGUGGGACCCACACUCACAAACAGCAACUUCAACGCAGAAACAUAUACGUCCUAUUUCACAGCUCCAAAUUCCAACCUAACUGGCUGUACAGAAGAGAUUGAGAGACUCAGGCCUAAAUCGCCGCCGCCAAAAGACCGAGGCGGUGGCGCACCGAGGGGUGGAGGAAGAGGCGGGACUUCAGCUGGCCGAGGAGAAAGGGGCAGAGAGAGAAACAGAACAAAUUUUCGGGGGGAAAGGGGAGGGUUCCGGGGAGGACGGGGUGGUACCCACCGGGGUGGCUUUCCUCCUCGCUGAAUGUAUCAAAGUCUCAAUCUUUCCCUGCCUUAAUACCACUGCUUUUCCUUUGUUUGAAGUCUUCGUUCUGCUGAGGUUGUCCUUAUUAGCGACUGAGUCCAGAAUUUUAGUACCGACUGUAUUCUUUCUUUUUUAUAUACAUGCUGCUUGAGCCAGCCCAUUUAGAGCACAUCAGCUUCCUUGAUGAGUAACAUCCAGUGCUUGUGACAGAUCUCAUUCACAAAAGUUGAAAUCAAAGCAGAAACACCUCCCAGUGGUUUCAGUUGUGGUUUCAAGAGCUUUCAUCAACUCUCGGUCUUCCCGAUUUGCAAAUCAUUUUAUUUACUGUUGACUCAUAAACCGAACAAAAAUCCUUGCUUGCCUCCUCUAAACACUAUUUAUUCUCAGGCUAAUGAAAUGCAACUCUAGUUCCCAUUGCAAUACUAGAAAAUUGGUGCUGAUGUAAACAGAAACUAUUAUAUUUGGCAUUUUAAUUAACAACUUGUGUCAAAUAUGUUAAUUUUUCUUUUAAGAGGUGAUUGACUUUGAGACUAAUGAUUCAUAGGAAGCGCAGAGAACCUAUUAUCAGUAUUCUGUAGAUACCUCAUACCUGUAUGUCAGCACAUAGUCCAUAUAUGUGUGUAAUCAGGGAAUGAUGCAAAGUGGUGGUGAUGGCUGCCUUUUUUCAAAAAGAAAAAAGUUAAAAUCUUGCUAAUACCUAUAACAAUUUACCAUAUUCAUUGGCUGAAAAAUUAAAGUUUAGAUUUACUUGCAGAAGGCUCAAAACACUUAAGAAUAUGGUCCAACUAAACUGUAGCAAUUUAGUGGAAGAAAUUCAGGUGUGCUGAAUUUCCUGUUGAAGCUGUUGGAACUUCAGAAAGUGCCAGGCUGGAUUGUGCUGUAAGGAUGUAUAAUACCCAAAUGAUAGGAAAUUACUUCUAAAAUACUGCUUGUAAAUAUGAAUUCAUUUGCUCUCUUAUUGCAGCCAGGUGCUUUGAUCCACAUAAACAACAGAGUGGGGGCUACAGGCUGUACUCCCUUUGUCCCCCCCCCCAAAUGAUCACUUG